CCCGCACCACCGAGGGACGGUCGGAGCGGAGCCGGAGCCGAGCCGGAGCCGAGCCGGAGCCGGAGCGGGGUAGGAUGGGCCGGGGGCCGCCCCGGUUCUAGCCCCCGAGGAAAAAGAUUCGGUGGCUGAGGAGCCGCCUCGCCCCCCUCCCACACGAGACUCUCCCCCCCCAUCCCUCCCCAGGCCGCUGGGCCGGGCCACCUGCGCCUCGGGUAACGAGAUGUCCUCGGAGGGUCCCCGCCGGAGCAAACCAGGGCCCCCGGCCCCCAAAGCCCAGAGACCGUUGUGUACGCUGUGCGGGGCUAGUUUUGAGGCCCAAACAGACCUUUGCCGCCAUGUCCUCUCCCGCCAUUCGCGCUUCUUCGCGUCGCACCCUGAGCCGUCCGAGGCUGAGAGCGGCGGGGCUCCCACCGACCAGCCCCCCGAAAGGAGGCAGCAGAAGGGAAAACGGAGCGGCCCCCGGCCCCUGUCCCAUCCCCAGGCCAAGAAAUCGGUCUCUGCAAAUGGGGCAACUGCCUCUCCCCGCCCAGGCCCGUUGACCCUCAGCAAGGCGGUUGAAAGACCCCCGGAGACCCGCACCAGUAAGGCCGUCAAGUCACUCCCCGGCUGCUCAACCACGGGCCUUUCCCACCCCCCGGGCUCCCCUCUCCUCAAAAAGGGGCCGCCUGCUUUCUCGGGGCCUCCCCCACCCAAAAACUCUGAGGACAGGAGCCCCCUGCCGGGCUCCUCGAAGGCGCAGUGCCCACAGCCAGAAGAUGAAGGCCCCCUAAACCUGUCUUUAGACGGUGAUUUGGGCAGAGAGCUUGAUGGCCUCUUGUCCAGGGCCCACUUUGAGACCACAAAGGGCCCAUCCCCUCAGGCCAGAGCCCACCUGCCCCAGCCAGGGAGGAGCCACCCAGAGGCCAAGGGCUACCCUAUAGACUAUGGCUUCCACACCCGCCUCCCAGCGCAGUGGGAGGGGCAGGCAGAGCCCGGGCGGCCUGAGUUUUCGGCCCGCCGGCCCCCGGCCACGGCCCCCUUGCUGCUCUCCCCCCCACUGGCCAAGAAGCCCAAGCCCAGGGCGUCGGGGGAGGCCGGCCUUCCGGGGAAGUGGGAUCUCCCUGCCAAUGCAUUCUGGGCCCCAGUCAUGGAACUGGCUCUUCUCAGUCUCUCAUCAGACACAGGACCAGCCCAGCACAUCGGCUGUGAGCUCUGUGGGCAGCUUUUUGAUAAUGCACAUGGUCUGGCAAGCCACGCGAACUCCCAUCUGCAGGAGAUGGGGGUGAGGGAGUGGCACGUCAACAACUCGCCUAUUGACACCCUGGCCGAAAUCCUGAAGAGCCAGACCCAGGCUCAGGCCGGGGGGCCUCCUGACCCAACCUCCCCAGGCCCAAAGGCAGGGGCCGAGGCAAUGGGGGGGGGCCCUGGUGACUCCCUGGAGGCUCCAAGUGCUGCGGAACCGCACGUCCCGCCCCCUGCCAGGAAGUGGGACCCAUCUAGCGACCCCCUGGGCCUCUCACUAACCACCUCUUCUCACUCAACUGCUCGGAGGAAGUUCCCGGGUCGGUCACUUCACUCCCUUCAGGAGAAACUCAAGUCCGAACCAAGGAGAGUGGAGAUCAAACAGGAGACGUUGGUUGUAGGCCUGCAGGAUAAAGGACGCCCAUCUGAUGGGCCCGGGUCACCUCGCGAGGACCAGGCACCCCAGAACCUAGCUUCCUGGGCUGAGCCGGUCCGGGGCGUGCGCUGUCAGCUCUGCGGCGAGUUCUUUAGGGACCGAAGGGGCCUCUCCUGCCACGCGCGCUUCCACCUGCGGCACAUGGGGGUGACCGAGUGGUACGGCUCGCCCAUUGACAAGCUCCAAGAGAUCCUGGAGAAGAGGGCCAAAGCGGGGCUCAUUAAAAAGGAGCCCACCCCCACUGAGCUGCCCUGUCCCCGGGGGGAGGAUGGGCCCAAAUCCCCUGGGAAGGGGCCUCUGGCCCUGUCUUUGACCCCAUUGCCCCACAGUCCUGGCAAACCCGGGCCUGACUCUGCCAACAGAGGCCAGAAAAUGACCCUCUCGCCUCUUCCCUCUGAGCCAUUUGCCAGUCUCCUCACCCCCUUGAGGGCAAAACGGCCGCCGCCCGAUGACCAACUUCUCCAUGGGGAGAAGAAGACCAAGACCUGUACACGCCCGGAGCCGCCCAUCAAGACGAGCCCAUUCAAACAGGCCUUCAUCAAGACCAGGCCGCCCAUCAGAAGCCACAGUGAGACAGAGCCGCCCAUUCGAGACCCAGGACGCCAUUCCAGCUCAAACUCCCGCUCGCCAUGGGAAGCCAGGGUGGCGUUUGAAGGGCUCCAUUUGAGAAUCCCUGAGGCACUGGCCACCAGCUGGACUCCCUGCAGCAACUGGGUGACAGGAUGGCGUUUGAAGGCCCUCAAGUUGAGCGACCCUGAGGGAGUGGAUCCAGCCAGACCCCCAGAAGGGGGGCCUACACCACAUUCAGGUGGCCACCCCUGGGAUGACCACCAUUCCCUCCACCAACGACAAGCCAUGGGGACAAACAAGUGCCGGGCACCUAGGGGCUCUGCAAUGGCGCCUCAACUGACCGUCAAGCCCCUGGGAGUGAAUCAGGCCGGGGAAGGGGACCAGGCAGGAAGCAUGGGGCAAGGGACCCAUGCCUCACCUCCAGCUGUGGUGAAGGCAGAGGAAUACUAUUUCACAAUGUCCAUUGGGUGGGACAGCAACCUGGCCCUUUGA
Sarcophilus harrisii (Tasmanian devil) is the source of this 2719-nucleotide messenger RNA. Its product is annotated as protein Wiz-like. Gene Ontology annotation, molecular function: RNA polymerase II cis-regulatory region sequence-specific DNA binding; DNA-binding transcription factor activity, RNA polymerase II-specific. Gene Ontology annotation, biological process: regulation of transcription by RNA polymerase II. The coding region runs from base 221 to 2719 and encodes 832 amino acids. The record is from RefSeq and is a predicted model, not a curated record. Lineage: Eukaryota; Metazoa; Chordata; Mammalia; Dasyuromorphia; Dasyuridae. The transcript is spliced from 2 exons. Gene Ontology annotation, cellular component: nucleus.